Peniophora sp. CBMAI 1063 is the source of this 738-nucleotide messenger RNA. The record is from the annotation of a GenBank genome assembly. NCBI's taxonomy places the organism in Eukaryota, Fungi, Basidiomycota, Agaricomycetes, Russulales, Peniophoraceae.
AUGGGUAUGGGGCAAGCAGUACGUGUGCAAUGGGGCUUUGUGUCGGCUGCUGCUGAGGUGUUGCAGGCACCUAAGGAGCUUGGCUUCAAACUCGCAGGCCACGGCGAAAUCGCUCAGGUGCUGAAGGAUAGCGAGGAGCUUCAGCAAGCAGCGAAGCAUGGAAGCGAGGCCUUCACUACCUGGUUUCCUCUUGCUUACUACCAUCUCCGCCGCACCAUGAAGAAGCUUGCUGCUCGCGACCCGACCAUCGCGCCUCCGUUCCCCGGCUCAGUGUAUCCAACCGCUUGCGCCAAUCUAGGCCCGCAUAUGUGUUGCCACUGGCAUCAUGAUGUAAAUAACUAUCCGGGUGCUCCAUGUUGGAUUCUUGCACUCGGGAACUAUAACUCGAAGCUUGGCGGCCACUUGGUUCUUCCGCAACUCCGCAUGUAUAUCGAGUUUCCUGCAGGCGCCUCAAUCCUGCUAUCAUCAGCUGGGAUCAAGCACGGCAACACCUCCCUGCAGCCAGGCGAGAAGCGCUAUAGCUUCACUCAGUACUGUCCGGGCGGUCUUUUGCGCUAUGUUGCUUACGGGUUUCGCCUUGCCCGUGAGGUCCAAGACCCGAAGGUUCGGCAGGCGAUGGAGGAGCGAGCAGGCGAAACUUGGAAGCAACAAUACGCCCGAUUCUCGACGUCAGCAAGCCUGGUACGUUACCGCCAAUGGGUACGAAGUCAGGAGGCUCUGGAGGCUCUCAUUCUUUAA